This is a messenger RNA of Racocetra persica, 887 nucleotides long. The record is from the annotation of a GenBank genome assembly. NCBI's taxonomy places the organism in Eukaryota, Fungi, Glomeromycota, Glomeromycetes, Diversisporales, Gigasporaceae.
AAACAUCAAAAAAAUUCGAAGGGAUUGAUCAAAAACCGACUACUGGCUUUAAUAUCUCUGAAAUUGCAAGAGGCAAUGAAACAGUAAAAAGAACAGACACAAAGCCGAGAUUAUUGUUCCAAACUCCUAAGUCCGCCUAUGAAUCUAGCUUGCGAACUCCCUUAAUUCAUAAAACUAUCAUUAGUGAUGCAAGAGCUGAUAUUAUCGAUUUUAUUUUGAAAUGCUGUAUUCGUCUGCAAUUACCGAUGACAAUUGUCGCGGCCGUGUUACAAUCUUAUCAUAAAUAUCAUAAAUAUAAUAGUAAACGCGAAAUCAACUGGCAUGAACAAUUUAUAGACGAAUUUGGAUUCGAUGACGAACUUUUGGGAAUCUCCUGUAUAUUGAUUGAAAUUGAAAACACCAAAUAUUUCAAAGGAAUUCGAAAAGCUACGAAUCUUGGUUGGAGAUUAAAAUACCCGAAUGUUCCUCUGGAUGACUGUGGCAAACUAAAGAAAACCGUUAAGAUCAUGAUGUCUAACGUCAAAAAUGCAAUUGGUCGGAAGUCACUCAAUAAGACGCCUAUUGACUCAGCAUCGCGUGUAAUUCAUACCUUAAAAGAUGAAUUCGAACCAAAUGCAAACCCAUUAUUCAAUAAGUUUGUGCAAAAUGUUUGGACAAUGAUUAUCAACUGCCUUUAUUCUACUCGCAUAGUAAUGACAUAUAGUUCAGAUGAACUGGCCACGGCGGUUAUCUACAUCACUUCUGGCAACGUUGGAAUUGAUUUGAAAAGAGAUUUUGAUUUUUGCGCUGAAUCUAGUGGUAGCGGUCCUUCAAGAAUCAAAGACGUUAUCUUGGAUAUUGCGACCAUGAAACAAGGAAAUCGAUUUAGCGGUAUUGAGUUGACAUAG